Messenger RNA from Danaus chrysippus (African queen), 744 nucleotides. The record is from the annotation of a GenBank genome assembly. Lineage: Eukaryota; Metazoa; Arthropoda; Insecta; Lepidoptera; Nymphalidae.
AUGUUGCAGCUGGUAGGUGUGGGUGCGUGCGUGUUCUCCGGCUGGGCGCUGUGGGACGGGCGCGGCUCGGAGACCAGCGCGGGCCGGGCGGGGCUGUGCGCGCUGGUCGCCUGGGCCGCCGUGCUCACGCUGGGGGCACUGGCCGCGCUGGCUGGUGCUAUUCGUGGAUCGGCGUCUCUGCUGGCGGGGGCCUUCGCUCUGCUGGCGUUGAGUGCACUAGCUGAAGGUGGCGCGGCGUGGUGGGGCGCAGCUCACUCCGCGCACCUCACACAGAUGUUGCGAGACCGCCUGCGGCACACGCUGACACACGACUACGGCGUGCUGCCCGCCCGGACACACAUGUUGGACGCCAUACAGCACGGGCUGCAGUGUUGCGGCGCGGAGAGCACCCGGGACUGGCAGCACGCGGCGUGGGGCGGAGGGCUAGAGCGUGACCGGUCGGGCGAAACCAUCGACCUGAGCGUGCGCGCGCCCGCCGCCUACUACUGGGUGCCUCGCUCGUGCUGCUCCACCGCCGACCCCGAGGAGUGCGAGGCGGCGCGGCGAGUGGCGGCGGCCUCGGGCGGGGGCGCGGGCCUGCACGGAGCCCCGUGUGGCGCGCGGGUGUUGGACGCCCUGAGCGCGGCCGCUCGGGCUCCGCUGGCGGCUGCCGGCGCGCUUCUCGCCGCUCACGCCGCCGCUCUGCUGCUCGCUCUGGCACUAUGCCUCCGAGCUCACCCCGACACGCGGUACGGAACAUUUUAA